UUUAUUGACUUCCGCACUAGAGCACGGUCAAGUUCGACAAUUCCAUCUUCCGAUACUGUGGUUUCCUCAUCCAUAAUAUGCAUCGACAUACCAGGACUUACGCAUACUGAUUGGAGUUUUCCCUCUUUCCGUUCUCCGAGAACGAUUCUUCACUGAGAGAAAGAAGACGUUCUUUAGAGUUCCUUCCUUUUUCUGAAACGUUGUUGUGAGAGCUGGGAAAAGAAAAGUUUUGAAGAUCUCUCUCUCUCUCUUAGUUUGGAAAACUCCAGCUUUGGACUUUUUCGCGUUUUGAAACUACUGUCAAGGUCAUUGAUCGCUUUGUUUGAAAGAUAACAAAGAAAUCAUCUUAAGGAAGUGCAUGAUGAGAAACCUCAGUCUGCUGGUCGCCUGUUUAAUCUUAUCUCUUUCAAUCAGUCUAGCUGAAAGAUUUGAAUCCAUUGAAUACGGAAGAGUUUUGGUACCUUCAGAACAGUUGUAUAAUAACCGUAAAGUGACUUUUGAAAAGCUCACGAACCAGGACUACGCUGGCACAGUAUAUUACACAGUAUGGAACGUAUCCUUAUACGAAUGCUUAGGAUGGUGUAGGGAAGAAUCCGAGUGCGUCGCCGCUGCCUUCAGCUUCGUGGUCAACCCCCUCACACCUAACCAAGAAACAACAUGUCAGCUGCAGAACGAAACUCAGGCGUCCAGGCCUACAGCCUCGCCACAAAGAAGUGUCAAUACCUAUUUCAUGGUGAAACUACAUUUAAGAUCCGAAAGUGUCUGCAGCAGGCUGUGGUCCUUCGAAAGAGUACCCAACCAAAGCCUUCGAGGCCUGGAAAACGCCAUCAUCUUCACUUCGAACAAAGAGGCCUGCCUUUCGGCCUGUUUGUCUGAGGUUCGGUUUGUCUGUCGGUCAGUGGAAUUCAACUAUGUCACCAAGGAAUGUCGACUGAGCGAGUUCGACAGGCGUUCUCCUGGGGUGUACGUCCAUAUGGUGGAAUCGCAAGGAGUGGACUACUUUGAGAAUGCUUGUUUGCAACCUGACAAGGUUUGUCGUGGUCCUAAGAAUUAUGGAUAUGCUCCUGUCAACUUGCCGCAGACAUCUCUCACAUAUUACAUUGAUCUAAAUUAUUACCUCGAUAAGCAAAUUCUGGUGAAUACAAGGCAAGAAUGUCUCCAGCAGUGCUCUCUGGAAAGAGAAUUCGUUUGCAGAUCUGUGCUAUUCCGCGCUGAUCCAAGAACGAAAAAGGCCAUUUGCAAACUUUUCCACCUCGAUCAUAUCAUGUUCCCUGAUGGAGCAGAAACCUUCGCCACCCCUAAUCCCUUCCCUCUUCUGGACACUGGAGAUAGCACUGGAGUGUACUUGGAAGCCAUCUGUGCGAACGAUACCUCAUCGAAGAGAACAAAGCCAUCCAAAGGAAACAUCAACUUGAGCAUGAGCCCCCAGCAACAGCAGCAACCCACCACCAUUCCGUUUUUCCCGGAAACUCAGGAUCCCUCUUGCGAUGUCUACGGCGUGUGCUACGAUGUAUCUAUCCAGUGCACGGACACAAAGAUCAUUGUUUAUGUGAAAACGAACAGGCAUUUCCACGGACGAAUUUAUGCACUGGGAAGGAGCGAGACUUGCCAUGCCAAUGUCCUCAACAGCAACCAGUUUAGAUUGGACCUUUCUCUCAGCGGACAAGACUGCAACACGCAAUCCAUGGGUGGAGUGUAUACGAACACUGUUGUCCUACAGCACCACAACGUGGUAAUGACUAGGACAGACAAAGUUUACAACGUCAGAUGCACUUAUGAAGUUACCUCGAGGAAUAUUUCUUUCGGCAUGAUGCCCAUAAGAGAUCCAGACACAAUGCAAGUGACAGCAUCUCCAGAAGCUCCAUUGCCCAAAAUCGUCAUCUUGGGAAUGGAAGGAAGGGAGGCAUCGACUGUCAGAAUUGGCGACAAACUCACCUUUAGGAUUGAAAUACCAGAAGGAACACCUUAUGGAAUUUUCGCCCGCAGUUGUGUUGCCAUGGCAAAGGAUGCUAGAAGCGUUUUCGAAGUCAUUGACGACCGAGGUUGCCCAGUUGAUCCAAACAUAUUCCCUCGCUUCCGAGAAAUAGGCAGUUCCCUCGAAAGUAGCUAUGAAGCUUUCCGAUUCACAGAAUCUUAUGGCGUGAUAUUCCAGUGCAAUGUCAAAUACUGUAUCGGCAAAUGCGAGGCUGUGAAUUGCGGUCAUGGUAUGGAAAAGACUAGCUCUUGGGGACGAAGAAAGAGGUCACAGCCCAUUGAAAAAGAAGAUAGUGAAAUGACUCUCAGUCACGAAAUAUUAGUUCUGGAUUUUGGAGAUGAGUCCGUCAGUUCCAUGCGAGACGUCAAUUCUGUUAACGAGAGCACCCACUACAAAGAAUCGGUUUUGAUGCUGGAAUCCUGCGCUUCAAAAACUUCGUUGAUGGCACUAAGUGUGACGAGUGCACUUCUUCUUGUAUUUUACAUCUGUACAGUUGCCUAUUUUGUAGCUCAAAGAAGGGUCACCAAAGAAUUCCGAUAGAAGCUUCAUUACAAGAACUGCACAAAGCGUUUUGACUAAAGCAGGGAAAAAGAAAACUUCUUUCCUAUCUACAUUAUCAUGACCAAUCCUUUGAAACGCAAGGCGCAAAAGGAGAAAACCAAAAAAGAAAAAUUCCUAACAUUUUAUAUAUAACAUAUUUAAGUUGAAUAUACAUUUUAAUAACAUAUUUGCGUUGAAUACGGGGUUCAAACACAAAUAUGUUAUUGAAACUUCAUAGCGUUUCUGAUAAUAAAUACUUGUCGGUUCAUAAGUUCAACGUAUUGCCCAUGCACGUUCAAAGGCAUUUGUCAUUAUAUUUAUUAGCUUCAUCAGCUCAUUGUUCAUAUUUAUUUAUAAAAUGUACUGCCUCACGUGAUGUUUAUUUAUGUCUAAUUUAUUUUUAUUUAUUGUGUAACGCUUUUUUGUGGAAGGGUCGGAGUGGAGGUUUUAUACGGUUUCCUAACACGAAACCUGUACAUAGCAGUACUGGAAAGCUUUAAGCGGAUACUUAGUGUGUACAACCUUUUACAUUGUACAUAUAUUUUUUAGAAUAAAAAAUAUUUAUAUAAA
Stegodyphus dumicola is the source of this 3085-nucleotide messenger RNA. It is a transcript of the gene tyn, whose product is annotated as trynity. NCBI's taxonomy places the organism in Eukaryota, Metazoa, Arthropoda, Arachnida, Araneae, Eresidae. The record is from RefSeq and is a predicted model, not a curated record. Gene Ontology annotation, biological process: anatomical structure morphogenesis.